UACAUAAUACAACCUUCUAAGUUCUAACCGAUUUUAGAGAUACAAAUAUAUGGAAGGGAGGUUAUCUAGUGGUGGAGGGUGCUGCACUGCUAAGUACACCAGCAUCUACCCUUAUCAUGGCCCUACAACUCAAACCUAUCACAAGUACCACAACAUCGAUAAUAUCAUGCUCCGUUUCCGGCCCAUCGCCCCUAAACCGGCUGUCGGUGGUAGUGUGCCCACAACACCUACUAAAAACGAUACCGUUUUAAAGAGAAAAAAGCAAAUCCCUGAAAACACCGAGAGAAAGCACACUAACAAAAGAGGAAGGAAAUCAUCACGCGUGCGUUCUCUUGAUGAUCAUCAUAAAUCAUUCAACGGUUAUAAAGUAACGCUUCCGUUGUUACCCGAAGCACCUGAUCUAAGCCCUAAAUAUAAUAAUAAUAAAAUGAAAACCAACACCGUGGGCCAUGUUUUAUCUAUGCCAACGUGGCUUAGUUUCGGAUCGUCUGAUCAUUCAUCCGUGGAAUCAACGGUGAUAGUAGAAGGGGUGACAGGCACGUGGAUGGAUGGGAACGGACUUGGUUGUACAGACGAGGAGAGGAAGGUGAGGUUGGAUGACGACACGUGUCCUGGGUUUAUAUCCGACGGUUGGAAUCGAGUGUGCUGGACAAACAAAGCGUAAAGAAGAAUUGUAGCAGGAAAAGAAGAGAGAGAAGUGGUGGUGAAGAUAGAGAUGAGAGAGAAAGUAAAGUUGCCGGCGGGGAAUUUAUUCCCUGCAUUUACGUGCAGGGUAAAGGUGAAGUAUGGGAAACAAAUGUUGAUUGUGCCUUGUGAUGUGUGGAGGAUGGACGGUGGAGGUUUUGCAUGGCGAUUGGAUAUUAAUACUGCUUUAAGUUUAGGAUUAGGGCGCUAAUUACUAAUUAGAGAGCUUAAUAUGAAUUUUACUC
Amaranthus tricolor (Joseph's coat) is the source of this 929-nucleotide messenger RNA. RefSeq lists its product as uncharacterized. The transcript has a single exon. The record is from RefSeq and is a predicted model, not a curated record. NCBI's taxonomy places the organism in Eukaryota, Viridiplantae, Streptophyta, Magnoliopsida, Caryophyllales, Amaranthaceae. The coding region runs from base 50 to 664 and encodes 204 amino acids.